AUGGCCUCAGCCCCCAAAGAAAUCGCCGUCGACAUGUCGCCGUUCUUCAGGCUGUUCAAGGACGGCAGCAUCGAACGCCUCAGCCCGCCGCAGUUCCAGCCUCCGAUCGGGGGGAUGGCGGGGCGGCGCGUGAUGUUCUUCGUGGCGGAGAAGGAUUUGCUUAGGGACAGAGCGUGGGGUUACUACGAGGGGUUGAGGAAGAGCGCGUGGGCGGGUGAGGCUGAGAUAAUGGAGACAAGAGAAGAAGGGCACUGUUUUCACCUGUUUAAUUCCAGCAGUGACAAAGCUGUGGCAAUAAUGGAUCGAGGCCAGCUCCUGCACUCCUCUGCCUACUCUAGAUGUUGCACUUUCAGAGUGCCGACUGAGUUCAUCUCUUAA
This is a messenger RNA of Striga hermonthica, 378 nucleotides long. The record is from the annotation of a GenBank genome assembly. Lineage: Eukaryota; Viridiplantae; Streptophyta; Magnoliopsida; Lamiales; Orobanchaceae.